Molecule: messenger RNA, 2033 nt
Organism: Cyprinus carpio (common carp)
Lineage: Eukaryota; Metazoa; Chordata; Actinopteri; Cypriniformes; Cyprinidae
Product: arginine/serine-rich coiled-coil protein 2-like
Exons: 11
Coding region: 245-1666 (473 amino acids)
Source: RefSeq, a predicted model, not a curated record
GGAAACAGCAGUCUCAAGCAAGGAGAAAGCAGAGAUUAUGGCUGAAUCAUUCGUGAUGGUACAUCGUUCAGAAAAUGUGUCAGAAGAAUGGAGAAGGAGAAGAUCAGUGUCACUGAGUCAGCAUCUUCAUGAGUUAAAUAGGAAGGAAGAAACUGAACAAGUAGUGGAUGAUCUGUUUACCUUGGCAGAGAUGGUGAGAGCAAUUAAAAGAGCAAAGCCUACGUCUCCAGGAAAAGAUUGAGUCAUGUUAAAACCAUUGGAGGAAAAGUCACUGCUGAAGCUGCUGGAGAUGUUUAAUAAAAUACCAACUACCUGGAAAGAAGCAGAAGUGAUUCCAAAGAGGAAACCUGGGGGCGCUUCGCGGCUGCAGCUUCCCACGAGAAUCAGGAGGAGAAGAAGAAGAACAACAUCCGGGCAUUGUUCCGCCGCUAGAGAAACCGCUGACAGGAGGAGCUCGCGCUCUUCUACGAACCACAGAGAGCGCCUUUGUUUACUCUCAACAUGGAGGCGCAGGAGGCCCCGCUCACAGACGCGAAGCACCGCUCCAGAUCACGAUCGGCGGACCGGAAGCGGAAGUCAGACAAGCGGCACAGACGCAGCCACAGCAGGAGCAAACAGAGACCAAUUCUUCUUAAAACAGGCACGGAAGAAAGCUCUGCGGUGUCAGAGCGGAUCAGAUAAAGACAUGGAGACGUCAGAUAAAGACAUGGACGAGCGGCAUCGCAGAAAAGACAAGAAGUCCCCCAGACUGAGAAGCCUGUCCCGAUCACGCUCGAGGGAAAGGCGACAUCAUAAUCGAAACUGGGACAAAAAAAGGUCGAGAUCGAGGAGUCGUGACAAGAAGAGACGGGCCAAGUCUCGAUCCAACUCCAGAAGCAAACACAGACAUCGCAGCAGGAGCCGCAGCAAGAGCAGGGAGAAGAAGAAGAAGAGGACCGAGAAAGCGCGGAGGAAAAGUCUCAGUCGGUCAGUGAGUCCGGUGACCUUCAGGGGCAGAAACACAGCCAUGGAUGCUCAGGAGGCUUUGGCCAGAAGGUUGGAGAGAGCAAAGAAGCUUCAAGAACAGAAAGAAAAAGAGUUGUUGGAAAAACGGCAACAGCCAGAGAGCGCAGCAGCAGCAGCAGCUCCGCUCGUGUGCGAUACGGUCACCGCAGCACCCGGUCCUGGCCUGAACGUUGCAGCGCUGCUCGCGUCCGGCACACAGGUCACUCCUCAGAUCGCAAUGGCCGCUCAGAUGGCAGCGCUUCAGGCCAAAACGCUGGCAGAGACGGGCAUCGCUGUGCCGAGCUUCUACAAUCCCUCAGCGGUGAACCCAAUGAAGUUUGCAGAGCAGGAGAAGAAGAGGAAAAAGUUGUGGCAGGGGAAAAAAGAAGGGGAAACAAACAAAAAGUCACAAACAGCUGAGCUUUGGGAGAAGCUGAAUUUUGGCAAUAAAGACCAAAACGUGAAAUUUCGCAAACUUAUGGGCAUCAAAGGUGAGGAAGAAGAAGGUAGCUCGUCAGGAGCUGCUACUGAAGAAGGACUCAAAACCUUGCAGCAGCAGGAGGAGAUGUUCCGCAAUCUGGACGUCCAGUAUGAGAUGGCCCGUUCACAGACACACACGCAGAGAGGAAUGGGCCUUGGAUUCUCCUCCUCGUUUUCCUCGAGGGGCAUGGAUGCCGUCUGAACAUUCUGUGUCUGUGCUUCUCAUUUCUGUAGAUUCUGGCCGACGUCGCCGCUGUAAAGCUGAUUUGUACGUGCUUGUAGAGAAUCCUGGUGCAUUAGCUUGCAUGUGUCGUUUUAUUCGUUUUGAAAAUUCACCUGUAAAUACAGUUGAUUGCUCAAGCAUGUAUCGUUGCUUGGACUCUGAGUUGUUUAAUAUUGUAAAGCUUUUGUUUGGAUUUUGGAAACACGAUUGUAUAUUUCACUGUGUUUGUAUCGAACCUGUCUAAAGCUAACGAUUCCUGAUAUAUCAGUGACCAAGGUGUACCAGGGGCUAUGAUAUAUUAUGAAUGCUGUAAUGCUUUUAAUAAAAUGGUUACUACGUAAAUACA